GUAAUCAUCAAAAAGCAAGGACUCAAUGCAAAGUUGAUGACAAAACCGAAAGGAAAGGAGUCAAAGGAGCUUGCCAAAGUGUACUAUAAAUUACUACAGAGGCAUGUAGAAUUGGAGGAUAUGACCUCAGGGACCAUGAAUCCUAGUGAAUUGCUUGUGAGACGGUUCUGUUCCAGUCUUGGCAUGAGAAACUAUGCCGUGAAAGCUGUGGGUGAAGCUCUUGCAAAAAUGAAAUAG
This is a messenger RNA of Dovyalis caffra, 237 nucleotides long. The record is from the annotation of a GenBank genome assembly. NCBI's taxonomy places the organism in Eukaryota, Viridiplantae, Streptophyta, Magnoliopsida, Malpighiales, Salicaceae.